This is a messenger RNA of Thamnophis sirtalis, 441 nucleotides long. The record is from RefSeq and is a predicted model, not a curated record. Lineage: Eukaryota; Metazoa; Chordata; Lepidosauria; Squamata; Natricidae.
CCAGUUCCUUGCUCCUUUCCGGUGCUGGCUGCCGCCUGCAGAGACGCUCGAAAAUGGCUCCCCGUAAGGGUAAGGAAAAGAAGGAAGAGCAGGUUAUAAGUUUGGGACCACAGGUUGCUGAAGGAGAAAAUGUGUUUGGAGUUUGCCACAUCUUUGCUUCCUUCAACGAUACGUUUGUCCAUGUAACUGACCUGUCUGGCAAGGAAACUAUCUGCCGAGUAACUGGUGGCAUGAAAGUGAAGGCCGACAGGGAUGAGUCUUCUCCUUAUGCUGCUAUGCUGGCUGCUCAAGACGUAGCACAAAGGUGCAAGGAACUGGGAAUCACUGCCCUUCAUAUCAAACUGCGGGCUACAGGUGGAAAUAGAACAAAAACUCCUGGACCUGGAGCUCAGUCAGCUCUCCGGGCUCUGGCUCGGUCUGGCAUGAAGAUUGGGCGCAUUG